AUGGAUUAUAUGUUUGAACAAGGAUACAACAUUACGGAGUAUGAAGCAGCAUGGCAUCUCACAGAGUACAGGAGGCAAAAUAAGCACUAUUGGAGUCUGGCGUACGAGAAUAUCUCUGCAGGGCCUAACGCGACUCUUCCCCACUAUUUGCCUAUGAAAUAUGGCGCCUGGAUGAUUGAGCGAGAUACGCCUACCUCAAGUGAGCAUCGAGAUGAUUCUGGAGGUCAAUAUCGUGAUGGCACCUGUGACACAACACGCACAAGUCAUUUUGGAAGGCCAUCAGUAGACCAAUCGGAAGCCUACACCCGUGUUUUGCAGGGUCAUAUUGCCAUCGAUAGCGCAGUAUUCCCGGAGGGAACCACCAGCUCCCAACUCGAUGACGGACUUAAUUACAUGCACGGCACUGGCCACGGUCUUGGCUCGUUCUUAAACGUUCAUGAAAGCCCAUACAGGUUUUCCAGCAGCGUUGCUCUUGUUCCUGGACACGUCAUAACAAACGAGCCUAGUAUCUGCCGGUGGGGAAUGCGCAUUGAAUCUGUGUUGGCUAUUCACAGAGUUAAGGUUUGUUGA
Molecule: messenger RNA, 570 nt
Organism: Suillus plorans
Lineage: Eukaryota; Fungi; Basidiomycota; Agaricomycetes; Boletales; Suillaceae
Product: peptidase M24, structural domain-containing protein
Exons: 7
Coding region: 1-570 (189 amino acids)
Source: RefSeq, a predicted model, not a curated record